AUGGCGAUCUGUACUUAUAACGCACGUACGAUUGCAUCGGAAGUGGCCAUCGAAGAUCUGAUGAUGCAAGCCAAGAAGAUCAAGUACGACGUCAUCGAACUGACCGAAAGGAGACGACGUCACCCUCUCAACGCCGUAUAUGAGACUGGAGAAGAACUGUCCUUAGGAACAUGCGACAGUAGAGGUGUUGGUGGAGUUGGCGUCCUCGUCAACACGAGUAUGGCAAAGAACAUCGACUCUUUUGAACAACUUACGACCCGAAUCGGACGUCUGCGGAUGAGAAGAUGUGGCCCAACACCAGCUUUGACUAUCUUCGUCGUUUACGCUCCAACAUCAAACUACGAAGAAGAAGAAGUCGAAGCUUUCUAUAUAGACCUGAAGAAGUUCUACCGAGAAGAUCAUGCCUUCUACAAGGUCAUAAGAGGCGAUUUCAACGCCAAAGUUGGCCCAAGAAGAACGCCGGAGGAACUUCACAUCGGGACCCACGACCUACAAUGGAAUGACCAAGGGGAGAGGCUCUCCGAGUUCAUCAUGACGACUAAGACCAUCCAUGGGAACUCGCAAUUCCAGAAGCCUUCCUCUCUACGCUGGACGUGGGAGUCACCCGGUGGAGGGCACCGUAAUGAAAUAGACCACAUCAUCGUCAAUAAAAGGAGAGAAGAGAAAGCCGCCAAGUUCAGAGAGAGAAAUCCCAGGACUACCAUCAACUGGGAUCUCUUCGCUACGCUAGCCGGCUUUUGGGAAGAUUCCGCAGUGGACAACAUCGACGAGGAAUAUGACCGGCUUGUUGAACACCUUCACGACUACGCGAAGAAGGCUGAGAGUUUUAAAACCACCAAGAGACGCCUGUCUCUUGAAACGCUUGAGCUGAUACGCCAGCGUGGAGCAGCACGAGCCGCAGGGAACCAAAAACUCACGUCCGAGCUCGCAAGGCUUUGCAGAGAGGCGAUAAAGGAAGACCUUAAAGAGAGAAGGGCAGAAGUGCUGGCUGAAGCUGCAGAGGCGGGGAAAAACAUCCACUAUGCCCGUCAAGACUUCGCCAGUCGCAAGACGAGGAUGACUGCUCUCCGGAACCCAAAGGGAACAGCCAUUGCAUCAAGAAGGGGGAUGGAGAAAAUCAUCUACGACUUCUACUCUGAUCUCUUCGACAGCCAUGUCCACUUUCCUCCUCACCAUCUGAGGGAAGACGGGCAAGUCAUUCUAGAGGUUCUCCCGUCCGAAAUGCGAUAUGCUAUCAUGCCGGUAAGAAAUCGCAGGGUACCCAGUCCCGACAGAAUAAGACCAGAACACCUGAAGAGCCUUCUGCCAUUACUCACCAACACCCUGGCGAGGCUCUUUACACGUUUUCUGUCGGAAUGCAAGGUUCCUAAACAGUGGAAAACCAGCAAGACCGUGUUGUUGUAUAAAAAGGGAGAUCCACAUGACAUCGGCAACCAUCGUCCAAUCUGCUUACUGUUCGUCAUCUACAAGCUCUUUACAAGAGUGGUCCUUAAUAGGAUUGAAAAAGUCCUGGAUGAAGGACAGCCAUGCGAGUAA
Necator americanus (New World hookworm) is the source of this 1536-nucleotide messenger RNA. RefSeq lists its product as uncharacterized. Lineage: Eukaryota; Metazoa; Nematoda; Chromadorea; Rhabditida; Ancylostomatidae. Bases 1 to 1536 code for a protein of 511 amino acids. The transcript is spliced from 2 exons. The record is from RefSeq and is a predicted model, not a curated record.